ACGGUACGUAAUCAUAAUAAAAAGUUACGUUCCUGCGCCUUAUCAUUGCAGGCUAUAGCAGCGAACUCCGCUUAUACGACAAUCGUUGUUAUAUACGGUCGAAAUCUUGAAUAAAAACCUCGCCCACGUGGGUGUUUAAUUGGAUUGCAUCCAAAAGUUUAGUCCGCGUUAAAUACUUCGGGCGUCUUGUUUACGCAUAAGACCGCCGUACUCAUUCUUGUAAAUUGUCCACUGUUCGGCACUAUUAAUGCUUUAUAUUUUCUCACGAUUAAAUUUUGCGCAAUAAUCGACACGAUUUUAAGCGCUAUAAGGUUCUCGAUAAACCAAUUUUCUGGUGAAACCGUCAGUCAUCUCUGAUGACGAAAAUAUGGCGCGAUGUCGUUUCCUCCUCGAUCGCAUCCGGCCACAGCUCGUUAGGCUAGCAUAGCAUGCGACAUCGCGUAAUAAGUCUAUGAAUGAAAAAUGAAACGUUAAUAUUUACGAGCAAUCGUGUGAUACUACACGGUGGGCGGUCGGUGUUUGUUGCGUUUGCGUGCGUAAAAAUCGACGGCGAGUGUGUACACAGCGUGUAUAGUCGUCACAUCGUCCGCACGCGAGACUCGCGUGUGACGUCACCACGGCUAAACUUCGCGGUGCUGGCAAGUCUUUCUCCUGCGUACAUAACAGUAACACCCAAUUUAAUAUCGUGUUAUUCGCACGGGGUUAAACUCCGCCGGCGCAGAGUACACUCGACAAAAGCAUUUUAGUCUCGUUCGCCGAAGAGGGGUUGUGACACAUUAAGCCAAAACAUAAAUUUACCAAAUGCAAAAUCCGAAAUUACUUCAAUGUCUGAUCAUUUCAACACAUUUUCACAACCGGAGGGAUCCCAAUGUGGUACGAAUAAUGUAGUGAGUAUAAAUAAAGAAAUGGUCAAGAACGACUUUGUGAAUGCGUCUACAUUGAUUUAUAAAGCAAAAAAGAAAGCCAGAGAAACUGAUUUGUAUUUAAAAAAGUUACAUGAAGAAGUAAUACCAAGAUGUCAAUUUGAAAAUAUCACAAGUGAUAUUAUUAAAAGAGACAUAUAUUCAGAUAUUCCAUCAAAAAUCACACAGCAACUUCAACCGGUUUUUAAAGAAAAAUUGAGUAAAAAUAUCCAUACAAAUAAUACAAAUCCAAAAAUAAUUUCAAAACCCAGGUCUUUAACUCAAGAAAAACAUGUUCAUUUCAACAACUCUUCGAGAAAUUUAAGUACAACGAACAAUUCUUAUCAAAAUCUUCUCAAUCGUUCUAUAUCAAACGAACUUUUAUUAAAAAAUGCUUGCCAAAACAACGUUGGUAUAACAAACGUGCAUUUUGAAGAUAAUAUUUCCGAUGUUAAAAUUACUAAUGAUUGUAAAGUAAACAAAUUAACGGUGCAGCGAAUUCCUUGUGUUAAUUUAAAACCUGAACUAGUCACUCAAAAAUUAGCUAACAUUCAAAUAAAACCGGACAAUAAAAAGAUUUUAAGUAAUUAUAAACCUAAUGCGGCCUAUCAAGAGUUUGCUUUUGGAUUAGAACCGGAAACUUGCAAAUGUCAUUCAGUAACUCAGCCAAAAAUAUCUAAUGACAAAAUAGUUGCUCGUGAUGAAAUACUCAAAAUUAUUUGUGGAAUGUUAGAUAACACGUCUAACUAUCCUCUAAGCGACCACUUAAUUAGUCAAUUACAGAAAAUAAUGAUCAUUGUGGAAGAAACAAAAUCCUUGGAGUAUAACAGUUCAAGCGAAGUAGAAGAUCUUAUUGAAGAACAUAGUAUGGUUGGUUUUAGCAAAGAAGUAUUAAAAAAAAGAAUAUUGGAUAUAGCUGAUAAUUUAGUAGAGAACAAUAGUGAUGGAAUUUUAUUCAACCAAAUGUCUGCAGAUAUUGAAAAUGAUUCUCGCCAAUUAUUAAAAAGAUUGUCUAAAAUUAAAAACACCAUGGUGGCUUUAAAUCCAUUGGUAAAAUUUCCAAGUUUAUCAGCAGAUAAUAAAGUUGAUGAUACAGCAACAUAUGUUGAUAAAACUUUUACAAGUCAUCAUCCUAACAAUAUUUUAUUCUCAAAAAAUCAUCAUAAUAUACUACCAACCGGAUAUGUCAGUAUACAAGACUUUUUGAAACAUGGUUAUAAUUUCUCAAGUUUGGAAAUGUUUGAAAAUGCAUCAAUUAUAAAAGAAUAUGGUUCUCAAAUAACAUUAUGCUCCAAUGACAACAUAAAUCAAAAAAAAAUUAUGACUCAAAAUGAUUUAAACGAUCAAAACAACACAUCUCAAAUAAAGUCAACUAUAUUUUUUAAGGAGCUUCAACUAAGAUCAGAAAAUAAAGAUCAAUACCAGAGCACAUUAUUUGAAGAUUUUGUAACAUCUCAACAUCAAUCAAGCAAUUCCAGUAUAAUAUUAGAACAUCCACUGAAUCUAUCUGAAGAUGCAAAUCAGAUUAAUAACAAAAAUGAUGAUUAUACCACUACGACUAAUGCAUGUGAUUUUGAAGUUAAAAAUAAUUUGAAGAUAAAUUCAGAAAAGGAUAAAAACACAUUAGAAAUAACAACAAAUGGUGAAUAUUUUCCAACCAACGAUACCAGUAAAGAUGAUAGUAGUUUAAAAUCAAAUAUAGAAGAUUACCAAUUAAAUUCUUUAUCAUUUGUAUCAUCAGUAUCUAAUAAGUUUAAACAAACUGGUGAAAUACACAUUCUAGACAAAAGAUCACAAAGUUCUAAUUCAACUAUUUCUUCAAUGAUUUCACUGAAACAGUCUACUCAAGAAGUUGAAAGUGAAGCAGAAAGUUUAACUAGUUUUGGAGAAGUUAACUAUUUUUCUAAAUGAUUUACAAUGCACUCGCUAGCUAGAGAAGUUAAACAUAAAUAAAUACUUUAAUUUGAUUUAAAAGUUCAAAAAUUAAUUAUGAUUUACAGUUUAUACUGUUAUUUUAUGGAUAUGAUUUACUUAUAAACAUACAAUUUACCUACCAAUUAUAACUAUUAUUUUUAAACACCAAAAAUUAUUAAAAAAAAAAGAAAA
Aphis gossypii (cotton aphid) is the source of this 3008-nucleotide messenger RNA. RefSeq lists its product as uncharacterized. The transcript has 13 exons. NCBI's taxonomy places the organism in Eukaryota, Metazoa, Arthropoda, Insecta, Hemiptera, Aphididae. The record is from RefSeq and is a predicted model, not a curated record. The coding region runs from base 825 to 2813 and encodes 662 amino acids.